This is a messenger RNA of Cornus florida, 2619 nucleotides long. RefSeq names its product auxin response factor 8-like. Lineage: Eukaryota; Viridiplantae; Streptophyta; Magnoliopsida; Cornales; Cornaceae. Gene Ontology annotation, biological process: response to hormone; regulation of DNA-templated transcription. Gene Ontology annotation, cellular component: nucleus. The coding region runs from base 477 to 2369 and encodes 630 amino acids. The record is from RefSeq and is a predicted model, not a curated record. Gene Ontology annotation, molecular function: DNA binding. The transcript has 11 exons.
GAGAAAAGGAGUUUACACGCACAGGUGUGUGUGUUUUGGGCAAGCGGUGAUGAUAUACAAAGGGCGGAGAUAUUUUAAGACCGAACAAAGCACACUAACCCAUGCGAGUCCGAUCAUUUGUGCAUAUUUUUUUUUACCUAGUUUGUCCAUCAUUUGUGCAUAUUUUGUUACCUAGUUUAUUGGUGCAUAUUCAUAUUGAUGUUCACUUUUUUUUUUCUUUAUUUUCUUUAUAUGUGGCAUUUAAGGCAUCUGAAUUUGAUAUUUUUUCAGAUUGUUUGCCUGCAUAAUGAAUCCCAUUUCUUAUAUUAGCCUCGUCUCAUGGCCGCAGAACAAAACCCCUGGGAUCAUUUGUGCAUACUUUUUACCUAGUUUGUAUAUUCAUAUUGGUGUUCACUUUUUUUUUUUUUUUUUUCCCUUUAUAUGUGGCAUCUUAAGGCAUCUGAAUUUGAUAUUUUUUCAGAUUGUUUGCCUGCAUAAUGAAUCCCUUCAUAUUGAAUUCCCGGGAUCAGCUAUGGUUUGCAUCUUCUGGAUGUAUGGCGCAGCUGCCCUGGCCGGGGGAAAUGGUAUAUUACUUCCCUAAGGGGCACUCUCAGCAUAUGGGGGCUGAGAAUGCUGAUUAUCUAGGAGAAAUGGUUGGUUGCCUAGUUUCUGCAAUUACUUUACAGGCAACUCCAGACACUCUUGAGCCGUUUGCAGAAAUUACACUGGUUCCAUGCAUUGUGGAUCCUUCAAAUUGUCAGGGAAAUUCAAACAUUUGUGGGCUUGAGUCUGUUGUAAACCCAUUGUCCUUCAAAUUUUUAUCAGUUUCUGAUGUAAAUUCUUGCUUUGCUGUUUUAAAACACUGCGUCAACACAAUUUUUCCUCCACUGGAUUCUUGUGAAGAGCAGAUAAUACAUGCACAUGAUAUACAUGGUAAAACCUGGGACUUCAGGCAUAUAUUCAAGGCAUCACAAAGCCAGGAUCUUCUACGGGGAGAAUGGAGAACAUUCGUAAAGGAAAAAAAACCCAAGCAUGGAGAUUCUAUAGUUUUUAUGAGGGCUGAAGCUGAUAGUAUCUUAUUAGGUAUUGUAAAAAAGAUAAGCAGCAUGGCUACAUCCAGCAUGGCUACAUCCAGCAUGGCUACAUCAAUUAGCCAAGAAGUUUUAGAGAGUGGGGUUCCCAUAGAGGUUACAUAUUACCCACGAGCUGGUCCCCAAUUUUGCGUGGGUGUGUCAGAUGUUCUCAGGGCAUUGGAAUUUCCUUGGGCGGCAGGAAUGCGGUUCAAGAAAGCUUUUGAAAUGGAGAACAAUGCAGCAGGAAUAGAGUGGUUUCAUGGUAUAGUGACCUCAGUUACUGAUGAUAAUUGGAAUUGUCUGGAGGUACAAUGGUAUCACUCGGAUCGGAAUGAACACUUUGUAAGCCCUUGGACUGUGGAAUUCAUUCCCACCAGUCUUCCCCAUCAACCACCAUCCCUGUGGCCUCGUGGACCACGAGGCCCCGAUAGUCAAAAUUCUGCUCCAGUGGCGGGCGUUGGAUUCUUGCCCAAGCAUCAGAUUUUGCGGGGUGAGACAUCGAGGUUUCGAGAAGAACAUAAAAGGCAGGCAGACUGUCAACGCGAAUCCGAUGAAAGUGCCUUGCUGAUCAUUGAUGAUACACAGCAGGACAUGAUUUGUGCCCUUGCUGAACUUGAGAGUGGCAGGCAGCCCCUUUUUACACAGUAUAAUAAUAAAACCAAAGAAGUAACUAUGGGGAUCAUGCAAAUUUUGGCAAAAACUGCAGAGUGGUUGGUCAGGGAGGUGGGUUGCCAGGCAUAUGGAGUGGAACGGAAUUCAAAUCUUUUGUACGGGCCUUUCAUAAACAACGAGAUGACUAAUUUUGGCCAAAAAAAAGUUUUGGAAGUUGAUCCUUUCCCGAAGAAUCCUGCUCCCGCGACUCAAGCUUCAAAAAUGCCAGGUUCCGGUAAUACAACAUGGGACUCUAGAGCUUCUCCAGAAGACAUGGAGGGGAUGUGGAAUAAUCCCACUGUUAGUAAAGAGUGGCACACAUCUGGAGAGAAGAAGGGAAAAGUGCGAUUUUCUCUCGAUGGUCAGAUGAAGCCCUAUCUCUCACGGGCAGAAAUGAAGACGGUUUUAUGUGCUCUUGCUGAGAUUGUUAGCAUGCGUUUUGUUAAUGUUUCUGGAGCAUGUACUGGCUUAACGGGAAUUGACUACCCCACAGCUUGCUGGCUUUACAAGGACUUGGGCUACAAGGCUUACUCAGUAGAGAGAGUUGAGGAUCUAACCAAGCUGUUUGUUUCGAUGUCCUUUGGGAAAGAAGUGUACAGUUUGUUGUUCAGGCAGGAGACCGGUCCUCAAUGGCUUAAAUUUCAGGAAGCGUUAGCUAUGAAGUAGGGAGCAAGGGGGUUGCACAAUUUUGUGAGCUGGCUAAGUGGAACCUCAUGAUAUGGUUUUUUCCCUGGGAUACAUUCUUUGGAGUAGCAUUGGAUAUGACUGAAAUCUUGAAUACGAAAAAACAUAUUAAAUAUAGUGGAUGUUGUUGUUGUAUUUGUAAUGAUGAUUUUUUCUGAAGACAUUUUCCACACUGCAUUACUCUUUGUGAGUGGCUCGUAUGAAAUUGAGUAAAAAUUUACUUCUCUGUUUU